ACUCUCUUAUUAAGCAAUUAAACGCUCAUUUUAAAUUGUAAUAUUUAAAAUUAUCUGAAAAAAAUACCUAAAUAAGAGUGUUUGUAGAUUAUUUUAAAUUCAAUUUUGUCUUAAAAAGGCAGGACAUCACAUUUUGUCUAAGAAAUCGUACCAAAACUUAUUGUAUUAGUUUAGUUUUUUCCACAAUAUUACCAAGGGGAAACAUCUUAUAUUCUGUCAGUUAAUUGGUCGUGGGCGGGCCCUUUAAGACAGGUGUGUUGACAGGUGCAGACAGGAAGUAGUUCUCACGAUCAGUCCGAACGACAUGGAGCUUCUUCCCAGCACACAAUGAAAGAAGACGGGGAAUAUUUAGACCGGUACGGCUGAUAGAAUGAAACUACCUUUGCUCCAUGUCUGUUUUCUGCUGGCAGUCCUGUUUCCUGCCAGCACGGUGGCCCAGAACCCGGUGCAGAUCGAGUUCCAGACGGAUCCGGUUCUGACUCUAACUGGAACCGACUCGCUGUUCACCGUGGUGACGGCGACCAGCGUCUUCUCCAUGACGUGGAAGUACAAUGGAGUGGACACUCUGGGAACGUGGUCCGGAGGCGCCGCCAACAUCAACCCCGUGACGCAGUUCCUGGGUCGGGUCACCAUCACCUCCAACCAGCUCCGGAUCGGGUCGAGCCAGCUCAGGGAUGCAGGGAACUACUCGGUGGAGGUGACUCCCGUCGGGACCACGGGCCAGACGUCUAACUCCAGAUCGGUCCAGCUGAGGGUGUUCGAUGCGGUUGCCGGGGUGACCUUGACUGUUCCCUCAGUGACGGUGGAGGGAGGAAACGUGACUCUGACUUGUGCUUGGACUGCCGGAACGCAAAUUAGCGUCCAGUGGGCCAAAGGAGGCUCGACCAUCACGGCCGACUCCAGGAUCACCAUCUCGGUGGUCGCCCAAACCAGCACUCUGGUCAUCAGCACGGUGAGACGGGAUGACGCCGGGGAGUACACGUGUACGCCCAGCAAUCCCGUCAGCACCCAGACCGCCACCCGAAGCCUCACCGUUUACUACGGGCCGGACACCCCUGUGCUCACCAAAGACACCGGCAAAAACUGCGUUGGAGGAGGGGACGUGAAGGUGGGACAGGCGGUGCGUCUCACCUGCACAUCCGUCUCGCUCCCCCCCGCCGUCUUCUCGUGGCAAUUCAAUGGGAAUCCGGUAUCCGGUCAACCGAGCGGCGGCGUGCUCACCGUCCAGACGUACUCCACCAAUGAGAGCGGCCAGUACGUGUGCACAGCCCAGAACAGCAUCACCGGAGGCACGUCCAAGCAGACCACUAGCCUGGCCGUCGUAGAUGUAUGUUUAGACGGUGGGGAAGUCGCGGGGAUCGUGAUUGGCUCCUUCCUGCUCCUCGUAAUCAUUGUGCUCCUCAUCCUGCUCCUUAUCCAUCUUGUACGGCGGAGGAGGGUUCAACAAAGACAGAUGGAUAAUAUUUUUAUUCCCAAGACUGAGCCGAAUCAAAGGCCUAAUCCUCCUGCUACACAACCAAAUGCUAGAAGAGACUUGGUCCCAGGUCCCGAGCCCCCCCUUUAUCCGGGGAAUGGUCAGACGCGGCGCUCUGUCCCCGUAGACACAAUGCAGCGUGAGAACAACGCACAAACGCUCCCUGUGAACGGACUGCAAAACUCCAGCACACUCCAGCACAAUGGCCGCACACGCACAAAUGGACUCCUACACAAUGCUAUUCAGAGCACUAAUUCAAACCCACACAAUGGCAUCGACAACCCGGCUUUCACACACACUGAAGCUCUGAAUGCAAACAACCUGCCAAACACACAGCAGCCAAAUCCCAAUGUUGUCAUACAGGCUGGCAACAACCAGGGCGGCGCCCAGCCACCGGCGGUUCAAGUGAGCUUCAACACGCUGCCCAGAACUGCAGACCCAAACGCACAAAUGCCCACAAUUAACUUGAAUCUUAACUCAUAUCCACCCAAUAACCAACAGAUUCAGCCAGACAGUUUCAGUCCUGCUGAUGUCACGCAGCACAACCUGUUAAACGCAAGACAAGCAAAUCCCACAAUGCAAGGUGCCCCGUUUUAUCCAGGUGACCCCAGGUUAAACAGAAAUCUGGAUAAUCCUGGACUCAUCCCAAGUGGAUACACGCAUUUGAACAGUAAUGUGGCUCCUCAGCAGGAUGCUAACACACAGACGAACCAGCGGGAGCUUCAAAGGACUGCAAGAGUGCAGGAAGCGACCCCGAGCUCCACCCACAGACAGAUGCCAUGGGACCGCCUACGAGGAACACCAGCGUACCCAAACGGCGCCCAGGCCUCACCUGAGUACACCUCUGACACCACAGACUAUACUAGAAAUAGAGACACGCAGGAGGCCAGAGGACGGGAAAGAUCCCAGCCUCCGAGCCAAACCGUUUCCCGCCGCAGAACUCCUCCCAGGCGUGACCCGCCGUCGUACGACACGGAGUCCAGCAGCCGCUCAACUGAUCACCGGCGUCCGAACGCCGCCCGUGUCACACAGCCUGACCCAUCCCACCGCACAGAGAGGAGCUCCCGUGCACAAAGUCACAGCGCAGAGCGGGACAUCAGAGGUAGCCAGACUGCCCUGAGGCAGGAAACGGCUCGCAGCAGAAACCCUCAGGCGCUUCCUUUUACCAGCCAGCCAACCUCUGCAGCCCGGGCCGGUGUGUCGCAAGCACCCACAGCAGAACAGGUGCAGGCUGCUCUUCAGGGUGUCGAUACAAGAGCUUUGGUUGAUCCUAAUCAGCUUCGGCAGGUAGAAGCACCACUAAACCGUGGUAUGCAGCCACAGCCUGCUGUGGAUGUCGCCAGGCAGCCUCUACAAGCGGCUCUGGCCCCAAACCCCUCUGCUAGCAACCUAACCCAGGCUGCCCUCAGGGUCCACACUGAGAGGGCUCAGGUUUUCCAGAGCAGAAGACAUCAAACUCAGGCUGCCUUGCUGAACAACAGGCAGCCACAGACUCAAACUCCAGCAGCUGGAGGCCACCGCCCACCCACCCCUCCUCCUGUAAUCCCACUGGCCGAUUUUCAGACCAUCCCUAAGGAGCGCAACCAGCACCGGUCCCCCGCUCGAGGCCCCGUCAGACCCAGCCAUCCCACCGCGAUGCCCACCAACCGUCAUCACCAUCACGGAAACGGUCACGCCGGUGCACAGAGGCAUGCUCAUGGCCAAGGCCAUGGGCGGCCUGCCCACCUCACCCACACCAGACAGCAACAAGCCCACAGAGGAAGACCAAGGCGGUGAGAGAUGUCAGCAGACUUCGCUCCUCAAGUGUCCUGCAACGGCAGCCGCAAACAAACAAAACAGCUGACAGGAAUGAUCCAGAAUUCCACCAAGCAGGACUGACUGCAGAGCUUUGCUUUUAAAAAAGCUGUCAUGCCGCGUGUGUCAGCCUGAAUGAUGCUUUUUUUUUUGUCCUGAAAGAAAUGAACAUGUCUCCUAUGGAGAUGAUAGAAUUUAAGAUUUUUAAAAAACUUUUUUAUUCUUAGCUAAAAAGACAAAUCUUCCCUCUUGGAAUUGCACCAAACUAAUUUGGCUAAAUGAUGUUUAAAGUCCCACUCCAAUCAUCUUUGAUGUAUUUUCAAAGCAUUCCCAUUGGUCUUUUGGCUAUAAUUAUACAUUUUUUUUUGCCAAAAUCCAAAUAAUCUGUUAUUUUCUAGGACAUAAUUUCUGUAGAGCGGCAGUAGUUUAUUAAGCUGUGUUCACACUGAACACAAUUCGAGCAUCAAAUUCGUGUCUGAUGCCUCUUUUUUGCUGAUCAACACCUGUCCAAAAAUGUACGUGGGAGGAGCUAUCACCAAAUGCUUUUAGCCUGAUCGCUACAUGGAGCUGUGUAUGUGAAUGUCUCAUUCACAAUGCAUGGAAGAUAUGGAAGAUCCAGAGAGAUCAGGUUUAUUUAUUUCAAAGAGUUCUACAAAAGCAUUAGUAAUCAUGUUUCUAUGUUGAGCUUCACUAAGGCAGCUUAGAAAUUCGUCUCUGAGUUGUGGGUGGGACCAUUGGAGUGGAGCAACCCCACCCCCUCUUCCCCUUUCUGUUGCUGAGAGCUCAUUUUUCUUGUCACAAAUGACUG
This is a messenger RNA of Oryzias melastigma (Indian medaka), 4076 nucleotides long. Its product is annotated as basic-leucine zipper transcription factor A. The transcript is spliced from 9 exons. The coding region runs from base 371 to 3250 and encodes 959 amino acids. Lineage: Eukaryota; Metazoa; Chordata; Actinopteri; Beloniformes; Adrianichthyidae. The record is from RefSeq and is a predicted model, not a curated record.